AGACGCUCCGAACACUCCGGAGCCACUUUGCGCAUCAACAUCAUCUGUACGGGAAAUAUUUUUUAUCUGAACUCAGAAUAUUAUUAUAUUUUUCUUCCAUUUCUACUGAUGUUGUUGCGUUUUUACCAGAAGCAGCGGAGGAGACGAUAUUGUCAUUAUUUCACUUAAAAGUCUUUUUGAUUGAAUUCCUAAUUAACUGCAGAGGAACAUCGGCUUCAUGUCUCGCGCACCACAGCGGAUUUCGGAGUUAAAUAGAAACAUUUAAGGUACAAUUGGUAAAAUUGUCUCACUAUAAGACAGAGAUCCGAUCUUGUGACACUUUGCUGUGUUCUCCAACGGAACCGGGUUUGAUGGAAACAUGACCAAAGCUGCAACCAUACCGGUUCUCCUGCACAAGCUCCUCUUCCACCUGCUGCCGCUGCUGCUUCAUGCCUCCCCGGAGCGUCUGUCCGCGCAGCCCAGACAUCCAGCGCGCUCCUUCGGACAAAUCACCGAGAACUCCCCGGCUGGGACGCCGGUGGACGGGGUGCUGCUGCCGGUCGGAGCCGGUGGCUGCCCCGGUGUGGACCUGAAUGCCAGCCUGAUGGGAGACUACGCGUCGGAUUUCAGACUCAUUCACUACCACGGGCACCGGGACCAACGGGGGCAUUUCGGUUUGGUCUCCGCCAAAGCUCUGGACCGGGAGUUCAUCGCGAUGUACGAGCUGACGGUGAAGCUGCCGCCGCGGUGUCUGAGGAGACCGGCCGCCGUCCAGGUGGAAGUGACGGACAGGAACGACAACAUCCCCCGGUUCACCGGCGGGAACCAGACGGUUGAAGUGGAUGAGCUGACGCCGCUUGGCACCGAGCUGACCCGCUUUGACGCGAAGGACGGCGACGCGGAGAAGAACGGACGCGUCACCUUUUACGCGUCACCGGAGUCUCACCUGCUUCACGUGGUUCCACAAACUGGGCAGGUGAGGCUGGUCGGGUCCCUGCUGGGUGUCAGACAUGUGGCUCUGCGCCUGUACGUGCGUGACGGCGGAGAAGUGGCGCUGAGAGGUGUGCCGGUGCUCCUGCGCGUCAACGUCCGCCGCUCCAGCAGAGCGCAGCGGAAGCCUCGGGCUCUGACCGAGGAGCUGACAUACACCGUGUCCGUCCCGGACCACGUAAGAGUCGGGGACCUGGUGUUCACGGUGCCGGAUCAAAAGUUCGAGCAGUGCUGGUUCGAGGUGAUAUCCGAGGCGGACUCUUCGGUCCAGAUCGAGCGGGACUCGGGGCGAAUGUACCUGGCGCGCAGCCUGCGCGAGCCCGCCGAGGUGGUGGUGAAGAUCCACAACUUCCGAGGCGAUGAGUGGUACCUGUGCAGGUUGACUCUCAGCACGCUCAGCCAGGCCGACCUGCAGUGGUCCAUGUUCCCCUCGCCGUACCUGGGCGCCGUGGGCCCUGACGCCGCCGCCGGCUCGGUGGUGUACCGACUGUCGGCACGGCGGCGAGACGGGACGCUUGGACAAACCCAGUUCCUCCUGCUGGACGGUGGGGAGGAGUGCUUCGAGGUGAACCGUCGCUCCGGUGAGGUGAGGACCACGGGACGACCUCUGACCCCCAGUAAAGAGUACCUGAUGCGGGUGCAGGCGAUGGACGGGGGCGGUCGUAAAGGCCCGCCGGCCACAGUGGCCGUCCUGGCCGGCUACCGGCCGCCGCAGUUCACCAACGCCACCUACAGCCUGAACGUACCGGAGAACACGGCCGUCGGCCAACCUGUCUCGGUGUUUCAGGCCGUCUCCUUCCAGAAGAAGAGUCUAGCCUUCAUGCUGCUGGUGAAUCCUGGGAAUCUGUUCAGCAUCAACCAGGAGAGCGGCGCGCUCAGCCUCACCCGGACCGUGGACUAUGAGAGCGGACACAACCUGCACAGCCUGCAAGUCCGCGCCUCCGAACCCGACACUGGCCUCAGCGGCGUGGCAGAGGUCGUCGUCCACAUAACGGAUGAGAACGACUGCACGCCGGAGUUCCUCCACUCCAUCUACACCAGAGACAACAUACCUGAGAGCAUCACACCUGGAACCUCCCUGCUUCAAGUCCUGGCCCGGGACUGUGACUCUGGUGUAAACUCGGAGCUCUCGUACUUCGUUCACGGCGGUGACUUUGACAUCACAUCGGGGGGCGUGGUCAGCCCCGCACGUCGCCUUGACUACGAGCGACCCAACCACGUCUAUGAGUUUGUGGUGGUCGCCGUGGAUGCGGGGACGCCCCCCCAUACAGGCACCGCCUCCGUCCGCAUCCGAGUCGCCAAUAGCAACGACGAGGCGCCCGUCUUCUCCCAGAGCGCGUACAAGACGUUUCUCAGUGAGGAUGCCGGUCCCGACACGCUGGUCGCUAUUGUUCACGCCAACGACCCGGAUGGAGACGCCGUCUCUUACGCCAUCACCGGCGGCAAUGAGGACAGCAACUUCCUGCUGGACAACCAGAAGGGCAUCAUCCAGCUGCGGAGGAGCCCCCCCCCGAGGCUCAGGGGGCCGCAGUACGUUCUCAACAUCACCGCCACGGACGACAACGCGUCCGGUGGGCCGUACCCGCUCAGCAGCUCCGCCCAGGUCAUCGUAGGAAUCAACGACAUCAACAACAACAAACCGCUCUUCCAGGAGUGUCUGAACUACAGUCUGAACGCGGCGGUGCUGGAGAACCAGCCGCCGGGGACGUUAGUCCUGCGCAACCAGCCGCCGGGGACGUUAGUCCUGCGCGUCCAGGCCCACGACGCCGACAUGGGGGUCAACGGAGAGGUCAAAUACGGCAUCAUGCACAGAGACGGAGUGUCGUCCGGGUUUGACAUCAAUGCCGACACCGGUGUGAUCGCCACUACGGUGAGUUUUGACCGGGAGCGUCAGAGGGAGUACACGCUGUCGGUGACGGCCACGGAUCAGGCUGAAGAGCCGCUCAUCGGGAUCUGUCAGAUCACCGUCCUCAUCGGCGACGAGAACGACAACGACCCCAAGUUUGAAAACAGCCGCUACCAGUACUUCCUGCGCGAGGACACUCCAGUAGGAACUAGUUUCCUGCGGGCGGCGGCACACGAUGAUGAUCAGGGGAGCAACGCGGCCAUCACCUACUCCCUGUCCAAUCAGAAGCCAGCUUACCUGCACAUCAACCCCAGCACUGGCUGGAUUUACGUCAAUCACCCCAUCUCACAGACGUCCAGGAUCAACCAGCAGAUCGUGGCGUCAGACGGAGGGAACCGCAGCAGCUCGGUGGAGCUGACCGUCAUCAUCACCAACGUGCACAACCAGCCGCCGCACUGGGAGCAGCCCGAGUACUGGGUCACCGUGCCGGAGAACAACGUGCGAGACGCCAAGAUAGUGACCAUCAAGGCGACGUCCCCGCUCGGUGACCCCCGGGUGACCUACAACCUGGAGGAGGGUCAGGUGCCGGAGACCAACAUGCCGGUGCGUUUCUACAUCAAGCCCAACCGGGCGGACAGCUCGGCGUCCAUCCUGGUGUCCGAGAACCUGGACUUUGAGACGACGCGCUUCUUCGCGCUCAGAGUGCGAGUCCAGAACGUCGCCGCCGUGCCGCUGGCGUCCUUCACCACCGUCUACGUCAACGUGACAGACGUGAACGACAAUGUCCCCUUCUUCCUGUCGUCCACCUACGAGGCCACGGUCCCUGAAGGAGCGGAGGUCGGCACGUCGGUGGCUCAGGUAUCGGCCACAGAUCUGGACUCUGGUCUGCACGGGAUGGUCCACUAUGUGAUCCUGAAGGACGAGAGCGGGGACUCGCAGUUCUUCAGCAUCGACACGCACAGCGGCGUCAUCGUCACUCGAGCCUCCUUUGACCGCGAGCAGAAAGCCUCCUACCUCAUCGAGGUCCAGUCGCAGGACGGCUCCGAGUCGGCCAGACCGGGCCUGCAGGGACAACCCAACACUGACACGGCGUACGUCAGGAUCUUUGUCACCGACGUCAACGACAACGCGCCGGCGUUCGCCCGUCCGGUGUACGAGGUGAGCGUGGAGGAAGACAAGGAGGUCGGCUUUGUCCUCAUCACCGUCACCGCCAACGACGAGGACGAAGGUGCCAACGCCAAGCUGCGCUACCAGAUCACGUCCGGAAACACGAUGGGCACCUUUGACGUGGAGCCGGAGGUGGGCACCAUCUUCGUGGCUCAGCCGCUGGACUACGAGAUGGAGCAGCGCUACGAGCUGCGGCUGGUCGCCUCCGACGGGAAAUGGGAGAAUGAGACGCUGGUGGUGGUUCAGGUGGUCAAUCGCAACGAUGAGGCGCCCGUCUUCAGCCAGACCGAGUACCAUGCCGCCGUGACAGAGGAGCUCACCCAGCUGCCUGUUUUCAUGCUGGAGGUGUCGGCCACAGAUCCAGACCAGGAAGCCGACCAGACCGCCCUCCGUUAUUCGCUCCAUGGCCAGGGCGCCGGUGGCGAGUUCACCAUUGACGAACGCACUGGAAGAAUCUAUUCACAACGGCGCCUGGACCGCGAGGAGCGCCCGGCCUGGAGAUUCCUCGUCCUUGCCACAGAUGAGGGAGGAGCUGGACUCACAGGAUUUGCCGAUGUGCUGUUAGAGGUCAGAGACGUCAACGACAACGCACCCUUCUUCCCGUGCCCUGCACUGGAAGUCGACGGAUGUUUUGUCGGCCAAGUGCCUGAAAAUUCACCUGCUGACACCUCCGUCAUGGAGAUGCGCGCCAUGGACCUUGAUGACCCCAACGAGGGCAAGAACGCCAUGCUGACCUACAGCAUCAUCAAGAACGUCCGCAACGAGAUUAACCUCAACCUGUUCUCCAUCAACGCCAGCACGGGGACCAUCUACACGGUCCUUCGUUCCUUGGACCGGGAGGCAGAGGACCGAUAUCUGGUGGUGGUGGAGGCCAGGGAUGGAGGGGGUUUAGCGGGAACAGGGACAGCCACCAUCAUGAUUUCAGACGUCAACGAUCACCCACCCGUCUUCACUCAGAGGGUGUACACCACUCAGGUGACAGAGGACCUGGAGGUGAACAGCGAGGUCCUUGUAGUUUCUGCCACAGACGGAGACGAGGGCGAGAACGCCGUGGUAACCUUCAGCAUCGUGGGCGGUGAUGAGGACAGGAAGUUCUUUGUGGAGACGGACAAAGUGAACAGGCGCGGUGUCAUAAAACUCAAGAAGAUGGUCGACUUUGAGAAGCCCCGCGAGAGGACUUUCAAUCUGACGCUAAAAGCCGAAGACGCUGAUUUCUUCAGCCUUGCCUACUGCCUCGUUCAGGUGGAAGACUCCAAUGACCACGCCCCCGUAUUUUUGCCCCAAUUCUAUGAGUCAGCAGCCAUGUCUGAAGACGUAGCUGUGGGGACAAUUGUUGCUCAGGUUACAGCUUCUGAUCUGGACUCGGGCCAAAACGGACGUAUUUCUUACAGUAUUUCAAAAGAUUCGGACCCUUACAAUCAGUUUCUGGUGGACCAGUCCGGUUGGGUGGUAGUGGCAGAUUUUCUGGAUAGGGAGAAAAUCUCGCAGCACAGGAUCAUGGUCCUCGCCACAGACGCUGGGAAUCCACCCCUGACUGGCACUGCUAUCGUCGUGGUAACCAUACUUGACAUUAACGACAAUGGGCCGGAGUUCGAGGUCUCCUAUAAGCCUGUCGUUUGGGAGAACACGGUGGCACCCCAGGCAGUUCGCAUGAACGAGACCUCCUUCCUCCUCCACACCACCGACCGGGACACCUCUACCAACGGCGGACCAUUCUCCAUACGGCUUCUCAUGCUCACCUCAGACGCCACCAACUUCAACUUGACUGACUUUCGAAACGGCAGCGCGGCCAUUAACACCCUCCGGACCUUCGACCGCGAGCGCCAGAAGGAGUACCGCCUCCCGAUUCUCAUGAUUGACAGCGGCUCUCCUCCAAUGAGCUCCACCAGCACGCUGACGGUCGUCAUUGGAGACAGGAAUGACCACCCUCACUCACCAGGACACACCGACUUCGUCGUCUACAGUUGUGAAGGUAUUCUCCCGACGACGCUGCUAGGACGAGUUCAAUCCCCCGACCUUGAUGACUGGAGUGAGAAGGUGUAUCGGUUUGAAGGAAAACCAUCAAGGUUGUUCAGUCUGAACCAGAGCUCGGGUCAGCUCAGUAUCAGGGAGGGGUCUCCCCCCGGCUCGUACCGCCUGCAGGUCCGCGUGUCAGACCGCACUUGGCCCGAUGUCACCUCCACGGCUCAGGUGGACGUCAGGGACCUGCAGCAGGACGCACUGAUGAACGCCGCCUCCAUCCGCCUGAACAACGUGACGCUGGAGCAGUUCUUCAGCAGCAGUGCAGCAGAGGACAGCAGGUUCUCCCGUCUGGGUCAGAUGUUGGCUGAACUCCUGCACACUCUGCCAGUAAACGUCCAGAUCUUCUCUGCGGGUGACGCUGGCCGGCGUGGAGAGAAAGCCAUCAACGUGUGGUUUGCCGCUCAUGGCUCGCCGUACUACAAGGCAGAGAAGCUGCACGGCUACGUGGCAGCAAACAAAGCCCAGUUGGAGGCCAUGUUGGGCGUGUCCAUCUCUCAGGUGGGAGUUGAUGAAUGUCCCUCAACAGACUGCAGUCAGUCUGGAGGCUGCAGCAGCGAGGUGACGUUCAGCCAGACCCCGAUGGCUCUCAGCUCCGGGAACACCUCUCUGGUGUCGCUGUCGGCCUCAUCAACAGCGCGAUGCGGCUGCCGUGGCCGGGAGGCGAUCCACUUGCCCUGCGCUGCCUACCCCACCAACCCCUGCCUCAACGGAGGCACCUGCCAGGACGGACCACUGGGAUACAGGUGUAAGUGUCCUCCCAUGUUCGAUGGGCCUGAGUGCCAGCAGACCAAACACAGCUUUGGCGGUCAGGGCUACGCCUGGUUUCCUCCCAUCAUGCUUUGCUUCCAGAGUCACAUCUCCCUGGAGUUUCUGGCUGAGUCGGCGAACGGGCUGCUCCUCUACAACGGGCCGCUCGGUCCCGCUCGCUCUGGGGAGCAGGAGGACUUCAUCGCCGUAGAGUUGAGGAACGGGGUUCCAGCUCUGAGUGUAAACCACGGAUCAGGAACCCUGACCCUUCAGCUCCCGUCGAAAUCCACCGUCACAGACCGGCGCUGGCAUCGCCUCGACAUCGUCAGUGAUGGAAAGGUGGUCCAGCUGAUCCUGGAUCAGUGUGGGGGGGCGGCGGUGAACGAGUUGGAGGGUGUCGGGGGGGAAACUCAGGAGACGGAUGAGUCCGGCUGCAGAGCUGCAGGAGAGACGCCGGGACACCAGAGGUAUCUGAAUGUCUUCCAGCCUCUCCAGCUGGGAGGGGUGAAGGAAACUUCUCCUCAUCAACAUUUCCACAGUUUCACAGGUUGCAUCCGCAACCUGGUGGUGGACAGUCAGGUGUACGACCUGGCUUCUCCAGGGGAGAGCGAGGACAGCGCCCCGGGGUGCAGGCUGACCGACGGCGUGUGUGUGACGGCGGCCGGUCCCUCCUGCGGCGCUCACGCCUCCUGCCUCGCCGACUGGGGCUCCUUCAGCUGCGCGUGCCACCCGGGAUACACCGGGCACAAGUGUGACAGCGUCGUCCCAGAGUUCUCCUUCGACUCGGACAGCGUCGUGCGUUAUCAGCUCAGAGGAGGCGGCAGCGCUCGCCGCACAAGCGUCCAGCUCCUCCUACGGACCAGAGCCGCCUCGGGCACCCUGCUCUCCGUGACGUCCCGGGAGGCCCACGAGUACAUCGUGCUGGAGAUCGUGGACGGUCAUCUCUCCGUUCGUGCCAACCUCGGCGACGGUGUCCGCGCCCUGCGGCUGCCCGGCCAGCGCGUUGACAUCGGGCAGUGGGUCAUGGUCGGCCUCGGGCGCCAUGACAACCUGUUCACCCUGCGUCUGGAGCAGGGCGGGGGCUCGCGGGAGGUCCAGGCCCGGCUGGGGAGCCGGCGGGAGAUCGUGGUUCACCCGGCCAGCGUGAUGGUCGGCAGCGGCCCGACCGCCGGAGACGACGCCGACUUCCAGGGAUGUCUGCGGGACGUUCGUUUGAACGCUCAGGUCCUGCCUCUGGACGGGCGGAGCCGCGACCUGGUGACGGUGCUGGAGCGGCAUGGCGUCACCUCGGGGUGCUCCAGCGACGCCUGCCGCAGCCAACCCUGCAGCAGCCCACUGCGCUGCAUCGACCUGUGGAGGAAGCACCAGUGCAAGUGCCCCGGCGGUCAGGUGACGGUGACAGACGACUCGGGUCAGCAGCGCUGCGUGCCGUCGCCCUGCGGACCAUCUUCCUGCCGUAAUGGCGGCGUCUGCCAGGCGCUGUCGCCCGACAGCUACCGCUGCCGCUGUCAGGAGGGCUUCAGGGGUCAGCGUUGUGAGCUGGGGCAGGUCAAAGGUCACCGGCUGGCCGCCCUCAGCCCCAGCUCCAUCCUGGCCAUCAGCAUGUGUCUGCUCGUCUUCUUCGCGGUGCUGGUGGCGGUGACGGUGUGGAACCAGAAAGGCAGCCGUAACAAGUUCAGGAAGCGAGGAGUUUACCACAUCCCUGCUGAACACGAGAGCUGGGAGGACAUCCGAGAAAACAUCCUCAACUACAACGAGGAGGGAGGGGGGGAGCAGGACGUUCCGCUGUGCUCCAGUGUGUCUCAGUCCUCGUCCUGCACCACGGCGCCGCUCAUCAAGUCCUCUCCGGGCUCGCAGGAGGAAGUUCACCCGUCCGGCUCCUCCUGCAGCUCCGGCGCUCCCUACCUCAGCAUCCCGUACCACCACCACUAUCAGCACGCCACGCCCAACAGCUACGCCGGCGACGCCACCUACGCUAACUACCCCGCGCGUGCAGGCAGGGACGUGGAGACGAGCGGCGGCUACGCGGACGCCCCGUCGGGGCCGCACUCUCACGUGGACUUUAAAAGCUACGUGGCGCGAAUCAUCUGGGAGGCGGACAACGACGGCGGGGCGCUGCCGCCGGACGCCUACCACGUGUGGUGUGUGGAGGGCUCGGGGUCAGCGGCGGGAAGCCUCAGCUCCCUGGGGUCCGGCCCCCGCGAGGAGGUCGAGGACGACAGGCUGUCGCUCUGGGGCCCCAAGUUCCAGGCUCUGAGCGAGAUGUACGACCGGCCGCAGCUGGCGCUCACGUACAGGGACGCUGUGGCCAUCAUACAGAGGGGCCACGGCCGCGACGCCCUGCCGCACCACCACUAGGGGGUGCUGCCCCCCCCCCCCCCUUAGUGCUGCGUUCACUGCCAGUCUGAAACCACCAUUUUAAAACUGAUUUUGUGACAUUGACGUCACAGUUAGAGCUGCAGAGAUUAUUAAUACAUUCAUAACAAGAACAAGUAACUGUGUUACUGUGGACACACAACUUUAUUGAUCCCUUGGAGAAAUACAGGAAGUGUGGUCUCAUCUGGUGCGGCUGCAGGUCGAUCAUGGGAUGUGUUUGUUCUGCAGGACGAGACGUCGGAGCUCAGUGUCUGGAAGAAGUUCCACAGAUGUUCAGUGCGUCCUAUUUAUUUAGUUUGUCGGCGGUUUCAGGACUUUCAGAGUAAAAGGUGACUUUGUUAUUUAUAACGGCAUCGAGGCCUCGACGUGACAAAGAGAACUUCUUGUCCGACCAACAGAAACAGAAGAAGAAGAAACAUCUGUCGUCUCCGCAGAUUAACAAACUUCACGAGCAGCUUUUAUUUCCUCUCUUCUAACUUCCUGUUGCUCUCGUGGAGGAUUCCUCCCUCAGUACGAGAAGAACCUCGACAACGUGCAAAAUAAGAUUUGAUAGUUUUCAGAUGAUUAUUUUUAUACUUCCUUGUAGAAACUUCCCAGAAGGCUUUGCAGCGUGUUUCAGGUUGUGUGUGUGUGUGUGUGUGUGUGUGUGUGUGUACAGAUUUAUUCAUGACAAAACUGCUGAGGAGGCGCAAAACUAAAGUUUCCAUCGUCUGCACGUUCAGAUUUGAGAGCAAAGAAAUCCAGAUUUCACAGUUUAGCAGAAUAUUUAUGCUUUAAUUUCUAUAACACAUAAAAUUAUAACCUGCUAAUGAAACAACAUAGAGAUUAGUAAUAUUCAUAACACGUUAUAAUAACUUGUGUAUGAUGAGGCUUCAUAACUGCUGGUCAUCACCGACAUUUUAGAUUUAAUUAUUAAUUAUUUAACUUUACUUUAAGCCCCUAAUGACAUAGAAAUAAUUACAUGUUUUUUAAUUACUCAUUUUAAUUAGAUUUAAUUAAUGGCUUUAUAUACCAUGCAUAAUAAUGCAUCAUUUUAUUUGUUGAUUUAUAUUUUGUGUAAUUAAUCUGAUUGUAAAGUUGCUAAAGUGAUAAAUGUAGAAUCUAAAUAAGAUGGAGACGACGCUCUCAGAUCUCCUGCAGAUUGAUUCCUCUUGAAGUCUUCGUCUUCGUCUUCGUCUUUUGAAACUUGUUUCCCUGCAUCAGAGCCUCCAGCUGUUCACGUCUCUUCUCCAAACAACCAAAACACAAUUUAUUUUCAUUAAAGACAGAAGAAGUGAAGCCGCAGUUUGUUUCCCGUCUACCUCUCGGCUGCGUGUCGUUCCUGCGCCUGAUGAAUGUAGCUUUAUACGUGUGAGUCUGAGCAGGCCGAGAGUACAAUCACGUUUAUUAUUAUUAUUAUUCAUAAAGUCUUUACAGGAGGAGCUCAAAACUCAAUCCUCACAUCACAGGCGAAGAAAUCCAGAUGUUUGCAAGUGACUCACAGAAUCACCUGAAAGGUUUCUUUAAGCUGUUUCACAAAGUCGACCUGCAGAUGGUUUUAAAAACAAGAAGUUCAUGAAGUUAAUUCAGCAGAAAACAACAGCAAAGAUCAUAAAUACAAAUAAAUGUGAGAACUUGUCUUCAGGUUCUCCGAUGUUUAGUGCAGCGGUUUAACAAACCUUAAAGACUGAAGACUAGAAGGAACCCUUCCCUCUGUGUAAUCUGAAGGUGUGUGUGCAGCGCAGAAACAGGUUCACAGGUGUGUGCAGCGCAGAAACAGGUUCACAGGUGUGUGCAGCGCAGAAACAGGUUCACAGGUGUGUGCAGCGGACCGUCUUUAUUCCUCUUCUGGCAUCUGAAUAAAGUAAAAGUGUGUCCUCAAAGAAUUGUACUCAAAGCUAUGCAUCCAAAUGGAACAACACAGGUGUCUUUUUCUAAGUGUGUCUGUGUGUGUGUGUGUGUGUGUGUGUCUGUGUCUGUGUGUGUGUGUGUCUGUGUGUGUGUGUUGAUCUGGAUGAUAUGUACAUAUGGAUGUUUUAUAACAACCUAACAUGGAAUAUUCCUUUUGUAUAUGACUUUUAAUAAAAAUGGCUU
Messenger RNA from Cottoperca gobio, 11200 nucleotides. RefSeq names its product neural-cadherin. The transcript is spliced from 34 exons. Gene Ontology annotation, molecular function: calcium ion binding. The coding region runs from base 359 to 9109 and encodes 2916 amino acids. The record is from RefSeq and is a predicted model, not a curated record. Gene Ontology annotation, biological process: homophilic cell-cell adhesion. NCBI's taxonomy places the organism in Eukaryota, Metazoa, Chordata, Actinopteri, Perciformes, Bovichtidae. Gene Ontology annotation, cellular component: cell-cell junction; plasma membrane.